UUUUCUAUUUCCACUCCCGAUCCCCAACCCUUCUUCUUUCUCUCUUCUCCCUCGAUUUCGAGGGUUUUCCAUUCUCCUCCUCUCGAUUCGUCUCGUUUGCUCGAUCCAAGCUUGAGCCUUUGGCUUUGCUUCCGAUUUCCGAUCCCGAUCUCGGUCCGAGGGUUCCGGAGUUUUGAUUCGGAAUGCAGCAGCAGAGGCUGAAGCAGCAGCAGCAACAGCAGCAGCAGCAAGCGCUGAUGCAGCAGGCUUUGCUGCAGCAGCAGCAGCCUUCGCUUUAUCACCAUCCCGCUCUGCUCGCCGCCCAUCCUCAGAUAGAGCCAAUGCCAAGUGGAAAUGUGCCUCCUGGCUUUGAUACAACCACAUGCCGCAGUGUGUAUGUUGGAAAUGUCCAUAAUCAUGUUACUGAAGCUCUUCUUCAAGAGGUAUUCCAGAGUACUGGUCCGGUUGAAGGCUGCAAGCUGAUUAGGAAAGAGAAGUCAUCAUAUGGUUUUGUAGACUACUAUGAUCGAAGAUUUGCUGCACUUGCAAUUAUGACCCUCAACGGAAGGCAUUUAUUUGGCCAACCAAUUAAGGUUAAUUGGGCAUAUGCUAGUGGGCAGAGAGAGGACACAUCGGGGCAUUACAACAUCUUUGUUGGUGAUCUUAGCCCAGAGGUUACAGAUGCCGCAUUGUUUGCAUGUUUUUCUGCAUAUCAAACCUGCUCAGAUGCAAGGGUUAUGUGGGAUCAAAAGACUGGGCGUUCGAGGGGGUUUGGUUUUGUGUCUUUCAGGAGCCAGCAGGAUGCACAAAAUGCCAUAAACGAACAGACUGGUAAGUGGCUCUGUAGUAGGCAGAUCCGUUGCAAUUGGGCAACAAAGGGCGCUGGUACUAAUGAAGACAAACUAAACUCGGAUUCCAAGAGUGUUGUGGAACUAACAAAUGGAUCAUCUGAAGAUGGUCAAGAGACUGCAAAUGAUGAUGCCCCAGAGAAUAACCCACAGUACACUACUGUUUAUGUGGGCAACCUUGCCCCUGAGGUUACACAACCUGAUCUUCAUCGGUUUUUCCAUGCCCUUGAUGCUGGUGCAAUUGAAGAAGUGCGUUUGCAGCGAGACAAAGGAUUUGGUUUUGUGAGGUACAGCACUCAUUCAGAAGCUGCGCGUGCUAUUCAGAUGGGAAACGCCCGGAUUUUCUGUGGAAAGCCAAUCAAGUGUUCGUGGGGCAGCAAACCUACUCCAGCAGGUGCCAGCUCCACACCUCUGCCCCCUCCUGCUGCCCCUUUCCCUGGACUCUCGGCAACUGAUCUCCUGGCAUAUGAGCGAUCUCUGGCAUUGAGCAGGAUGGGUUCUGGUCAGGCAUUAAUGCAGGGCCAGCACGGGCUCAAGCAGGCAGCAAUGGGCGUUGGCACUGGCGCUAGUGACGCAAUGUAUGAUGCCGGGUUCCAGAAUGUGGCCGCGCAGCAGCUCAUGUAUUACUAGAAAUCUAGCGAUGUCUCGCAUAUUAGAGUUUGACAUACAAGGCUCUUGUUUCUGUUUCUCCAUUAUACUUUUACAGUUCGGUGUUCUCAUACCCUUUGUCUCCUUUAUGGUGGAAGUUGUUGUAUUGGUGUCCGAAAGUGAGUAGGGAGUGUUUGGAGAGGUGUUGAUUGAUAUUUUUAUUCAGUAACUCGUUGUUUGUAUUUGUUUUUAUUUCCAGAGGUCUCUUUUGUGUCGAUCAGUUCCUAUAGCGUUUGGUGUAUUAAACGGGCAGAUUUGUGCUGCAUGCCUUGUAAAUUUCAUCUCUUUAAUGGCACUGGAAAACUUGAAUGGGAGUGAUGUGUUUUUAUUUUACUUU
Messenger RNA from Dioscorea cayenensis subsp. rotundata (Guinea yam), 1812 nucleotides. Its product is annotated as oligouridylate-binding protein 1B-like. The coding region runs from base 183 to 1457 and encodes 424 amino acids. NCBI's taxonomy places the organism in Eukaryota, Viridiplantae, Streptophyta, Magnoliopsida, Dioscoreales, Dioscoreaceae. Gene Ontology annotation, cellular component: cytosol. Gene Ontology annotation, molecular function: mRNA binding. The transcript has 12 exons. The record is from RefSeq and is a predicted model, not a curated record.